Parathielavia appendiculata is the source of this 1124-nucleotide messenger RNA. RefSeq lists its product as uncharacterized. NCBI's taxonomy places the organism in Eukaryota, Fungi, Ascomycota, Sordariomycetes, Sordariales, Chaetomiaceae. The record is from RefSeq and is a predicted model, not a curated record. The coding region runs from base 332 to 1036 and encodes 234 amino acids. The transcript has 2 exons.
GGUAGCUACUCGGCCGGCGACAGCAGAAGCACGCGUCUGCGAGAGCACCCCACACAGUACUGUGAGCGCUGAAAGCGAGCUGGAACCUGCGUUCCGACCCAUCCCCUACCUGUUCUACUCGACGCUGGCCACCACCACGACACUAUCUCAACCACGCACAUGCCCGACGCUUAUUAGGAGCUUACAUCCGUCAUGACAUUGAAGUUGAUGGUGUCGUGUCGUAAGUGGGCUCCCCGUGUCGGAAUCUUGAUUGCUUCCCGACGGCGGUCCCACACCUUACCGGUGCCUGCCGCCUACCCUCCCGAUACCCCUUCCGUACGGAUACCGCUGCAUGACAACAUCUGGUGUAUCUCUAUUGGCUUUCUGCGCCUCCUGGCGCUGUCUAGCGAGGCGGAAAGGACUUCCGGGCUGCGGGCCUCUGAUUCGGAGACCCUUGACGACCCUGGCAAACUUUAGGUCUGUCCUUGCACUGCAUGGUCUCCACUCCUUACACCGAGAGGCGCCCUGCCGUCUCGGUGAGGUGGCUGCCGUGCCGGUUCGCUCGAAGGGAGGCGGCAAGCACCAAUUGCCCCUUGAUUGCCCCGGAAAGUGGCUGGCUGGCUGCCGAGAUGGUUGCCUGCAGAAUCGGGAAAAGAGACAACCUCUUCAUCCCCCAUGGACGCGGAACAACUGGGAGCAUUCCAUCACAUUCCAGAACACAUUUCUGCGGCUUCUUGGAGGACCAGGGGUUUUUCUCGUUUUCCCCUCUCUGUAUCACCAUCCUGUUCAGACUCGCCUCCUUCGGCCCGCUGUUGUGCUCAGCUCAACUCGCUCAUUUCCUUCGUCCCUUUCCACCUUACGCCUACGUGUUUGCCUGACCGGAUCUAUCUAUGGUUUUGCCGUGAUGCUAGGCGAACAGGGCCAUGAAGAUGGAUCAAAGUACGGGACGUGGCGAGGUCCAUCUCUUUCCGCGGAGGCCGGUUCCACGGCGGUCGAUAUCCUACCCCUGGGCGAAGAUCUCGUGCACCAGUUCUUUUUGUCACAGAGACUUGCUUGAGAAGUCACUGUUUGGAGAGAGUACUCGGAUGUUAUCACGGUACGGUGGUUACUUACGAUACUCGACAACGGCGACGACGGGUUUUUUA